Molecule: messenger RNA, 3268 nt
Organism: Danaus plexippus (monarch butterfly)
Lineage: Eukaryota; Metazoa; Arthropoda; Insecta; Lepidoptera; Nymphalidae
Product: protein bric-a-brac 2-like
Exons: 10
Coding region: 481-1962 (493 amino acids)
Biological process (GO): regulation of transcription by RNA polymerase II
Cellular component (GO): nucleus
Molecular function (GO): protein binding
Source: RefSeq, a predicted model, not a curated record
GCUGUAAAUGGCGUCCGCGUGACGGUCAUUGCAUGCCGUCAAAAUGCAUUUUCAUUUCUUUGAAACUAUCGUCAAAAUGUUGAUAUGAUACCGAUCUUACAUGAUAUAUAGUAGUUUCCUUGCAGUGAGUUUUUCAUUUUUAAGUGUCCGCGCGACCGAGACCACGGGAGGAAAGCAGGGCCCAGUGGAAAAAUAUUAACAAAUUUUUGCUCUGCAUUUAUUGAUUUUUCAUAGUUAAAAAACAUCGGACACUAAUUGCAUACGUGAUGGUACCGCGCGGCUCGCUCCCGUGCCCAAAGAAAACUGUCUUAUGUUCCAGUAUUGUAAAUACAGUCUAGUCGUACAGUAUCUAUGUACUUAUGUUAAGUAAAUAAUCUGUGAUAUAAAACCUUAUUGGUGGACUUAAUACUUUAUAAGGACUGAAUAAGUAUUGGCCAAAGAGUAUUAUGUAUUAUAUAUAUUAAAAAGUUAAGUGAUAACAUGGCACUCCCACCGCAGCAGUUCUGUGUGAGGUGGAACUCCUAUCAUACUAAUUUACAGGCAGUAUUCCCUCGCCUAUUACUAACGGAGCAGUUUGCUGACGUGACAUUAGCCUGCGAAUCAAAACAGUUGAGAUGUCACAAGUUGGUGCUGUCAGCUUGUUCAGCGUACCUGGAACGGCUCCUGCUGCAGAACCCCUGCAAGCAUCCCAUCGUGCUCAUGAGGGACAUGCGAUUCAGUGAAAUGCAAGCCCUAGUGGACUUCAUGUACAAGGGGGAAGUGAACGUCACGCAGGAGGAGCUCCCGAGCCUGUUGAAAUCCGCCGAAGCCCUCCAGAUAAGAGGUUUGUGUUCCGGCGAGGGCGGCCCGGCAGCCCCGGGCUCCGCUACCGGGGACUCCAAAGACUUCUCCGUAGCCAGCGACGCUCUCCUCGCCCACGCCAACAAGGAAACGAGCGCAGCAACACAGAAAACACCGAAGAAGAGCAAAUCAGAAGAAAGGGAAAAGACGGACGUCAAAGAAGAGACGGUGGAGGAAGACGGCCUCUACUACGGAGAGCUGGAGAACGAGCACAUGGACUAUAACGAGGACGAGGAAUCAGGCAAGCCGAGUAGUAGUUUAGGACAGACGUCAGGUCGGUAUAUACGAGUGAAGCCGGAGAGCGAGCUGUUCUUCCAGAAUAAGCUGAUGGAGAACGCGGCGUACGUCAAGAGACUGGCGAAGAUGAAUCCAGCCGACAUGCAGAAGGAGUUCACCAAGUACGGCCUCACUAAUAUGGAGGAGUUGCAGAGAAAUGAGAACGAUUACUACAAACUGUGGCUGGAACAGAACGGGGAGCUGGAGGUGUCGCUGCUGAAGACCAACCAGGUCAAGAAGAAGAACGACGUCAAGAACCAGAAGUCGGAAGUCGAGCUGAUACCAAGGAAUAGAGAGAAUUACCCCAAAAUGGGGGAGAAAAUGGCAAGAAAACGCGGGAGGCCGCCAAUCUUUAAGGAUAAGAACGUGGAUAUCAGCGAGACCGUGCUUAAGGCGGAUCUGGAUCAGUUCCUGGAGGGCAAGGAGGUGAGCUCGUCAGGGUUGUCGAGGAAGGAUCUAGAGAGAGUCAUGAUGGGCAAGUUCAACCCGAACAGAAGAUACUCCAACGAAGCCAUGUGGGCGGCUCUGAUGGACGUGAAGAAAGGCGGCAGCAUAUACAGGGCGGCCCAAACCCACAAGGUCCCCCGCAAGUCCCUGAGGAACUGGAUGAAGAGGUGCCACAUAAAAUCCUCGUUUCCUAUGCCGCAGCAGCUAAAGCAGUUCGUGGAGAACAGCAAGAAGCAGAGAGAUUAUCAGCACCAAGAGAACGAUAAGAGCGAUAACGUUGAUGACAACGAGUUCGGGAAGCACUUCCUCUUCAAUCAGGUGUCCAGCGAGGAUGAAGUCAGGGACAAGACAAACGCCAGCGAUGGCAACAUCGCCCUAGACAUGUCGCUGCACGAAUGAUUUCAAGCUGAAAUCAUUUACAGCAUGUUUUUAUUAUAAUUCUACGUGCAAUUUUUUUUAUAUGGCAAUACACGUUCUGACGCAAUGAACUUAUAACUGCCAAAGAUUAUUCAAAGAUUAUUAUAUAUAUAUAUCUAUAUGAUACACGAAAUUUUAUCGUUUGCAAUCCUACGUCCAAAGAAAAAAUUGAAUAUCGUUCAAUUAUAUAUAACACGGUAGAAAAAAUACUACCAAAUGGUAGAAAUACUACCACGAAAUGGUAGAAAUUUUUUUUAAUUUAUUAUUAUAUUGUAGUGUUAACGCGAAUUUGCCUUCAUGAAAUACGGUGUGCUGGGGACAAUGUCCGGAUUUAAUGUAAAAGACUUAAAUAAAAUUGUAGACUAGGUUAAGUGAGGUUUUGAACUGUUUUAAGAUUAUACAAGACAGGUGACGGAUGGAAGAGCGGUUUGUUUGUUAUGUUAUGUUCCACAUCGAAGAUCGUGGGUUCAGUGACCGGUUUUGGAGGGAAAUAUAUAUAUAUAUAUAUAUAUAUAUAUAUAUAUAUAUAUAUAUAUAUUAUUAAUAUUGAUGAAGUAAAGAUUUUUUUACGUAGACUCUUCAAGUAUCAAACGCGACCCGUCGCUCUAAAACCGCUACGGAACCCACAUUCUAUGUUCCUACGUUAAUUAAUCGUUUCCUUUAUAAUUUUUAACUUCCCCAAUAACGUGGUGUUUUUACUAAUUUUUUUUUUUUAUAAAUCUCUAACAUUCUCUAAUAUGUCGUUUGAUUUGACGUUUACCACAGUGUUGCCAGAAUAAAAAAUAGUAGAAACAUCACAGGAUCCAUAAAGUGCCUAUUAGUGUAAUGAAUAGCGUGUAAGGCCUGUAGCUAUAAUUGUUUUCAGUAUUAUUUCAUUGUCCUAUUGAAUUGGUUUCACGCUUGGAUCGAAUAGUACUAUAAUUUUAAUAUCGUUCGUUCUGUUCGCGGCCACGAGCGUUUCCGGGCCGCCAUCUUUAUUAUAAUUUUUGGAUGAUUUAAUCGUUCCAAUGAUGGCGAUGUUGAUUUUUAUUUUAUUUAAGCCGACACCAAAAAAAAAUAUUCGAAAUUAAAUUUUUACUUAUCAUUUACAUGUACUUAACUAUUUGAAUAGUCUUAUAAUAGGGAAUCAUUUUUUUUUGUGUCUUGAUGUUAAUUUAUUUAGUAGUCUAGUUUCUCUCAACGCCGGACCGAGCACCAUACUUCCGUUCACAUAAACGAAUCGUCCUUUGUAUAGUUAUAUGGCUUGUACCAGUUGUAUUGAGAAUUUAAUAAACAUUGUACAACAAAA